This is a messenger RNA of Acanthaster planci (crown-of-thorns starfish), 3742 nucleotides long. Its product is annotated as semaphorin-2A-like. NCBI's taxonomy places the organism in Eukaryota, Metazoa, Echinodermata, Asteroidea, Valvatida, Acanthasteridae. Gene Ontology annotation, biological process: negative chemotaxis; neural crest cell migration; positive regulation of cell migration. Gene Ontology annotation, cellular component: plasma membrane. The record is from RefSeq and is a predicted model, not a curated record. Gene Ontology annotation, molecular function: semaphorin receptor binding; chemorepellent activity.
CUGCAGUGUCCGAUGUCUUCGGUAUGUUUGGCAUCUAAAAGGAAAUAAUUUGUUGAUACCGAAAAUUUAACCCAACGGUCUUGGCAGUAUAUCUGAAGCACAAUGGAAAUACACACAUCUGGAAAUUAAUUGUAUUCGUAACGUGGUUCUAAUUACGAUCUCGACAAUGAUAUCUGUAUACAAUAUUACACUCAGUGAUGAUGCCACAAAUUUGAUUGUCAGUCCUGAUUCAUCUUUGAAUUCGACCGGGGGGGUCGACUGUAACCUGCGACCUUGCUGCGACGUAUAGCGGUUGUUCAAGUCCAAUGGAUUAGGUUCAAUUCCCAGUAUUUUCUUAACGAUACUUAGUUUCUUUGUUUUCCAAAUUUCCUGUGGAGGACAACGGUUUUUAUGGGGAGGGGGCGUGCAUCCCCAACCCUCCGCACCUUGGCUUCGCUCGCCCCUACGCAUGCAUGCAGGCUGCAAUAUUCCAUACGCAAUCCUUGGACAUGAUCAUCGGGUUGACAGCUUUGUCAGAAUAUAGACUGAGACUGCUCUCUUCCUGUUGCUGUUUUACUGAUCAAGGUUAUUAGGACCACGAACUGGCCAAAUCCUGGCUCUCUGUGUAGGCUGUCUCGUGUCAUUUCCGACAGUGGACGCAUUUCCUUCCAAGCAGAUAAUGCAUUUUAAACCCGAUCCACGCUAUCUUCAUGACUGUACCACAGACAUCAUAAAAACAACUGCAGUGAAACAUCUCUCUGAAUAUCAAAGCAAUUCCACCACAAUUCUACCAACGAUGCUCCCCGUUCCCAGCGGCGUUAUGUCCCGUAGAGCUUGGGCUUCGUCACUGAUUGUGUUUCUAACUUUUCUCGGGUUAUGCUCAUGCCGUUCACAAAGGCCUCCUUUAAGGAACGUCGACCCGCCGUUCAAGCAAAGCUUCAACAUAAGCCAAGUAUCAGGAUCUGCAGUGUCCUAUGGACCAAAUAGUUCUGUACCUGAUGUUGGAAAGUUCUACCGCACUCUGACGUUGCAUAAUGAGAUACUGUACGUUGGAGGCAAAUCUCACCUGUUUUCUACCACAGAAAACCUCGAAAUGCGUGAAGAAGUCUCGGUACCCUCAACAUCGAUUUUUAAAGAUAUGGGCUGUGAAUUCUGUGGUGGCAAUUACAUCCGAAUUAUUCAACCUCUUCCGGAUGGAUCCCUUCUAGAAUGCGGGACGAAUUCCCUCGUGCCUUAUUGCCAAAAAAGAUCGACCAAAAAUUUGUCAUCAGUCGGCGAACGACAGACAUUCGAUGGUCACAAUGUGGUACCCUCGCUGCCUCAUCAAAACUCAAGCUGGUUGCUACUGGGAGAUUCAGAAACAACGAAUCAAAUAUUCGUUGGGUCUUACUUGGUUAAUUCUUUUGGCGUUCUCGAGGAGCCAGCCAUUUUGAGGGCGGUGUUGCGCGAGCCGCUAGGUCGGAUUGACGUUCAACUAAAGACCAAGGACAGUCCUCAUACGGUUCUAAACGGGCCGCAGUUUGUUGGAGAUCCGAUCGAAUAUCAGGACAAAAUUUUCUUUUUCUUUCGCGAGUUUGCCUCGGAACACAUGAACAGCGGUAGAAUAGUGUAUUCUCGAGUGUCCAUGGUAUGCAAGGACGAAAUGGGAGGUCGAGAAUAUACAACCCUCACAGAGAAGCAUUUUGUUACGUUUGUGAAAGCUCGGCUUGAGUGCUCCCUUCCCGGCAAAUAUCCCUAUUAUUACAACGAAAUCCAGGAUGUUUACCGAUCAACCGUUGAUCCAAAUGUGGUCUACGCGGUUUUUGCGACAAGGUCCCCUGGAGUUGCCAGUUCGGCAGUGUGUGCCUACCGACUGAAUGAAAUUGAAGACUUGUUUUGGGAAAGCAACUUCUUGGCACAGAAAAAGGACAAAGAGUUGUGGCUGGAAUACUUUGAAGAUGUGAAUAAUGAAGAACUCUUUUCUCCACGACAAGCUACGUGUCCAAAUACGAGGGCGUAUACUGAUGAAGAGUGUAGGAAAAUCCUUGCUCUAGGUCAACUGGUUUACCGAAAGGCCCAAAACUCUUUCCCGUACGAGAACCAAGGUCCAUCUUUCCAUAGGAGAAGGAAUAGAAUCAGCCCCCUCCUGGUAACACACGGAGAACGAUUCACGCAGAUUGUGGUAGACGAGGGCGUCGUCGACUCGGUGGAUGUGAUGUUCAUUGGCACAGAGAAUGGAACGGUGCUUAAGGCAUACCUGAGUAGCGACGGGUCUGAAGCAAGAAUUGUCGAAGAAAUAAGUUUGAACUCAGAAGGGUUGAAGGCACCAGUCUUGACAAUGGUCAAAAGUGAGGCUAGCCAGGCCGUCUUUGUAGGGACAGACAUCGGAGUGUACAAGGUACCCUUCCAGCAUUGCCAAGACUACACCACCUGUCAAUCUUGUUUGGAUUCGAGAGACCCGUACUGCAGAUGGACUGGCAAUUCGUGUUCCAGCGGUCGCACAGACGGGCUUCAAGAUUUGGAAAAUGGUUCUUCAGACCUAUGUCCGGAUAACAAGGAUGACAAGAUCCUUUUCCGGACGCUACCAAAGAGCCAAUCGAGGGCUGUCAAUUUCCCCAACCACCCGGUCAACCUGCACCUCGUAGCCGAGGCUCCACGGGGCAGAAACCUUCGGCCAGUCGGCGUGGACUGCUCCCCGUGCGCGAGCCUGCCUUUCACCCAUUUCAGGUCGGCAUGUGACCGCAGGGAGUUCUUGGUGAUGCACAUCGACGGUUCGUCCGCCGGAACCGAUGACUGCUUUUGCUCAACUGUCUUGGAAAUGGACGGAGGAGUGCGAGCCUCGGCCAACUUCAGUCUCACCGCUGACUCGUCUGAUCCAGUGCAUGCUUCCAAACGUGACUUGGAGGAAUUAGCCACUUUUGACGUCGAAAUGGCACAAUAUAAAUAUGAACUCCAAGAAUGGAAAAGCAUAGUGGCCAAGUCUUGUGAGUUGAGAGACCUGCAGGUCUGUCCUUUAGGUGGCUGUUCGAAUCCCUGAGGAUGUACUACUGAUCUGCUAUUAUUGACAAUUCAAUGGUCUACACUCAAGAAGUUCUAUUUGAGGUUCCAACAUUCUCCUUCCUCGCAGCUGUGCGAUGUUUGUUUAAUCCGAAUUGGCCACACAUCAAAUUUGCUUCGUUUUCAAUUGAAUUAUGAACCGAAUUUAAAACGAAAUUUGAAAGAGAUAUCCCAAGUGUGUUCUGAGAGAAAAAAGCCAUGUAAAAAUGCCCUCUGCUUUCUUCAUAAUUAUAAAGGAGUUAAAGUAAUUUUUUAACUAAUUAAUAUAUAAUUCUUACUAUUGAAUUAAACUGUUUAUUUAUUAAAUAUCCAAUACUUUAUGAAAUAAUACUAUUACUUCAAACAUUUCUAAUGCAAAAACUGCUGCAAACAGGUUGCUGGCUACAGUGACCUAAAAUACGAAUCCAAAAAAUGGGUGGGGCUGACGUUUUGAUCCUAGUCGAAUCUUUCUCGCAGGCAAAAGUUAAAUACUUUUACCCAGCUUCGACAAUGAUACAAAUGUGUAAAAAUCGAUUCUCAGGCCAAUUAUGCAAAAUCAGUCCUACCAAUUUUCUUCAAAUGAAAACUUAAUUUGGUAUUAUAUUUGUUAUGUUAAUAACACUCAGUAGAAAUACGAAGUAUGUUUGGAAUAAUCAGGCAGAGUUGGGAAUGUGUCCAGGUCGAUUAAUGCGUAUAGGGAUUGGGCACAGAGGUACAAAAGAAAUACAUGUAAAUUGUUGGAAAGUCG